AUGAAUUUCAGCAAAGCUUUACGGUGAGAUGUUAAUGGUUUUUGACAACUCACAAUAUAAUUUAAAAAGAAAAUGUAUGCAUCCUGAAUUUCCUCGGUAAUUUUUCUUCAUUCCUUAAAGAACCAUAAAAAUUUAGUGUUGGAAUACAUACAGUAAGAGUUUUCAACCAAAGCUUCAAUCAUCGGUUUUGAAGCCAGUUGGUGAACAUAAAUGUUUAUUAUGGGUGACAAAUCUGAUGACGAUUUGGACGAAAUUGACUUGUCAGAAAAGAUAAAGCAGUUAGAACGAGAGAAAGAACGUCUUGAGAGGAGGAAUAUGAAGAAGAAAUACGCGGAGUUAAGUAGGUCAGUUGGUCAGCUACGGAGAAGUACAGAGUACGAACCUCAUUCCUCAAGUAUCAGUCCCUCCCGUGACAAAAAUCACCCAAACAGAGCAGCAGUCAAGGAAUCAGUGGACAAUGACUUUGGCAGCCUUCUCUCAGAGCAGAGAGACAGACUGCGUAUGCUUCAGAGGCAGUCAGGGGAGUGCGCCAGUGGGGGGAAUCAACCCCGGGGCAGAGAUCUUGACCAAUCGGAUUCAGACUCUGAGGAGAGAAGGAACUUAGAUACAGUCAUGUCAAAAGAACACAAACAGAAACUACAGCUUCACAGGGACACACUGGUAGAGAACAUGACCCCAGAGGACAUCUUUAAUGACCUCAUAGCAAGCCAGGUCAUCUCCACAGCAGAUGUCAGUAGAAUAAAAGAGAAAAUGACAAGAGAAGCAAUGAAUGAAGAACUAUUAAAUAACCUGAUUCGCAGGUCAGACAGAGCAUAUUAUGAAUUUGUCAAGUCACUGCGAAAAACCUUACAGGGUCAUCUGGCUGAUUUACUGGAUGAAUCCUCCACACGACAAAGGCGUACACCAAAACGUAAACGACAAACAGGGGAGAUAAACAUUGCAGUAGAUGUUGAGGAUAUAUCCCCAGCCCCAGGUAGGAAAAAGCCUACCUGCUCCUGCGGAGAAGUGGAGGAGCAGAUCCUUAUCAUGGCAAAAACAGCCUACAAGGCCAUCCGCAGGAGGGACAACACACCUGCCUCAUUUGAACAAUUCAAGAAAGAACUUUCACAGACCAACGAAAUUGUUAAAGAAAGCAUGGAAAUCAUGCACACAUUAAAAAUUCUAUGCAAGCAUGGAGACUUGGAUAUUUCUUAUGGAAGUGUUAUUUUCAGCAUCCGGUGCAAUUCCUUGAUGUGCAUUCAAGAGAUUUGGAUGAUGUAUAAAUCUGGGUCUUUGCAGAGUUUGUUGCAAAGAACUUUUGUGACUAGGAGUUUACUAAGGAUUUGUAGUGUUAAGUCUGUGAGGCUAAGAGUGCAGAUUUCAGAAACGGAGUAUAAAAAAUGUCUCAGGGAAAUAGGUGGCAGAGAAUCGAAGACUUUGAAAUCAUGUCGAGUCUUAAGGAGUGCUAGUCAAAUGUCUGAAAAUGUGGUUCCUCAAGCAAAGAACAGAUCUCCGUACUUUGAUUCCAGCAGCAGAAAAAGAAAGGCUUUCACAGAAAUAGAGAAAAACACCUGUGACAGUCCUUGUACCCAGAGCCAGAAGAUCUCUCCAGAGUUAUGUCCCUUGUAUAGCCUUAGAUCCCAAGCCGGUUACACAUGACAUUUAAUGUGACAAAGCCCAAACCACUUUUAUCUGAAUUCAGUGUUAUUUUGAAUUUACAGCCAUAUAUUUUUCAGUGUCAUUUUGAAUUUAUGAAAGUGCAUGAAUAAGUUAUAUAAAUUCAUUUUCAUAAAAUCCAGAUCACUAUUUAAUAUCUAAACUCGGUGUCAUUUUGAAUUCACAAUAAAAUUCAUUUCCAUAUAGCCCAGAUCACUAUUAUCAGAAUUCAAUGUUAUUUUAAAGAAGCCAACUUUAUUAUCAAUUGCAAAAUGCAAACCAUGCAGAGAAGGAAAUAUUCUAAAUUAUACUGGUAAGUAAUGUUAGAAUCUAGAGUUUUUAUCCAAGUUUUUAAUUGUUAAUUUUUAAAGCCUCUCUUUUAACACCUUGUUAAUGAGUAUUUCAUCCAUAUCUCCUUAGAAAUUUGAAAUAUUUCAAGACACCAGAACACAAGAGUUCAAAUUUAAGAUACUUUCUUCUAGUGAUGGGCAUAUCAAAUUCCAGCUUGAAUAUUUAGAAAAAUAGAGCCACGUAUGAAGAUUGUUUUACAUUGAUAUUAAUAGAAUAACAACACAUACAGUUGCGUUUAUGUGCAUUUUCCAUGCUCAGCUUCCUUAUUGUGUAUUAAUUCAAUUGUUGAUUAUUUAUUUAUGGUUAUUGUUUUUCAAGCCAUGGCUAUCCCCCUCCCCAAUAAACCUUUAGUAGAAAUACAAUUAUUAUAGUCGUAACUGGUAUUUAAUACACAUAUUGCAUUGCAUACUGAGUCUGAAUAGUUUGCAAAUGUCACCAUAAGAAAAUGAUAAAUCAGAAAGUUCUAGAACAAGAAUUUUACAUGAUAAUUUAGUUGUAUAGAUUUUGGACCAGACUUUUUUAUUUAUAUUCAAGUCUGAAAAAAAAAAAAACCAUAUUGAUUGAAAUGUGCACCUAAGAUUCCCAUUCCUUUAAGCUGGUUGGAGUUAUCUAGUAUAUAUUGAUACAUCCUUAAAAAUACAUGUACAGUGUAUUAAAUUAUAUAUUAUAUUAUUGCCAAUGAAAGUAUAAAGUGUGAUUCUUAAGAAUAACAAAAUAAAUUCUGAGGUGAAUACAUUUAUUGUCUUCAUCAAAUUUUACGUGUACAUGCGUGUACCAUUGUUUCACUUUUUAUUCAACAUUUAUUUUCUGAAUAUUAUACCCAGUCACUGUGUCAAAGCUAUGUUAAUUAGCAGUCAAGAGUAUUUGAAAACUUCAAAAUGUGAUUAGUGAAAAUUAUAAUAAGACUUUUAACCUUUUUAAGUGAAUACAGUGUCAAAAUAGAUAUUACUUAUUUGUCAUGGUUUCUAUUGAGGAAGUAAUUGUUGAUUCACAGUAUUAAAACAAUUUUUUUACUGUUAGUAUGGGAAAGCAAGAAAAAGUGUACAUAUGUGGUACUGACUUCACUAUAAUUGUAAAUUGAAUUAAAGAUUUGGAUUUCAGUUAAAAUUAUUCAAGUUUUCUAAAAUCCUUCAGCAUGAGUUGUAGAGAUAAGCCCUUAUUUAAUAUAGGAGCACUUUAAUCAUUUCAGGCGACCUAAAUUUUGUCCUCAUAUUGAUAUGCACACACCAUGUAUAUCCUGUGUAUGCACUUUAUUAUCUAAGAUAAAAUGUACAAGGACUUUAAAUCUGUGCUCCCUUGAACCGUCUAUUUUUAAGCUGAAGUGAACACAUCAAGUUAAGUAGGUCAAAUGUACUGUUUUUGAGGUAAAGAUCUGGCAUUAUUUCAAUGAGCCAAAUUGUCAGUUUUGAAGCUUUCUUUUUCAUGAAGAUAAAAUAAUUUUUGAGUAUAUGAAAGGAGAUUGUGAACACAGUGGAAUGACUGUAUAAUAUAUUUUUUUUGUCACAGAUUAUUUUGUGACAAACUGAUACAGCACAUGAGUUUUUAAGUGCUUAAACUGAUAAAAAUUUCCUGCGUACUAAAAUAUACAGGAAGGUUACUUCUGAUCAUGAGCAAACAUGAUUUUUAUGUCUUAGCAGUGCAUUUAUUUUUAAAAGUUGUGCAUUUUAUAAAUGUGUUCAAGAGUAUUUAUUGUUAAUGUAUUAAUGAAG
Saccostrea echinata is the source of this 3695-nucleotide messenger RNA. RefSeq lists its product as uncharacterized. Gene Ontology annotation, biological process: regulation of apoptotic process. Gene Ontology annotation, molecular function: death domain binding; protease binding. Bases 211 to 1638 code for a protein of 475 amino acids. The transcript is spliced from 8 exons. NCBI's taxonomy places the organism in Eukaryota, Metazoa, Mollusca, Bivalvia, Ostreida, Ostreidae. The record is from RefSeq and is a predicted model, not a curated record.